GAACGCGCGGGACAUUCCAUCAAACCUUCCCAACUUUACCCCCAGAUGCGAUCUGUCAUGGAGAUGGUGUCAUCGGUGGCAUCAAGACUGCACCCCUUUAUCAGAUGAAACAUGAAAAUUCAUCCCAAUGUCCAGGUCCGAAAGAACUGAGAUUGACUGAGCACGGACGGAGUAAGCCCAUUGACCAGUUAAAGACCGCUGCCGUAACCAUCGCCUUACGGUCCGGUCAAAGAUAGCGCGCGAUUUACGAACGGGGAUAUGUGGACGGGGCAAUACCGAAGGGACCAGUAGUCCAAGUGUUGGGGAUGGAGCACUGGCCACAGAGGUCCAUGAAAUGUCCUUGAUGGGGAAUAAUCUGCUGAGGAUUUCAAAGUCCACCGUACAACUGUCAUACAUCGUCGACGAAGAGAUCGGCAAACCAAAGGAUUAUUCUAGACAGCCAGUAAUAUGACCUCAUGUUAUGGAUUGAGUUGUCCGAGAUGGAUGGUUCAAUACACGAGAGUUUGAGGUCGGAGCCUUGGAAAUGACGGGGUAUUGAAUAUUUCGGAACACCAUUGAAGAGCUCCUUUCGAACGUCCACUGCAUUUAACACGUUCUUGAUUCGCCGUGAAUUCUGGUCAAUAUCUCGGCGAAGCAAGGCAAGCUUGGCAGCUUCUGGAUGCCAGAGGCCCGAGCCUGAUUCAGGUGGUGAUUGUCAGUGGAUGUAAAAAUUUGUGCGUCAUUUCUCGCCUGGUUUGUAGUGCAACAAAGUCCCGCCUAUCGAAUUUUCGAACGUAUGCACCACCGAGUGGUGUGAAACGAGGCGAUGAUAUCACCAAGUCACCACCGAUCAAACCAUACAGCCGGCGCUAUAUUUGGAGUGGAGAAUAAAGCGAAUUUUCGUGGCUAAGGUCCCUGUUGCAGGCGACUAAUUCCGCCAAAUAAGGGACACCACGCGUGGAAGCACAUGUUUGGUGCAACUUACCCACAAAACUUCUGCCAGGCUCUAUAUGCACGUAAUAGGCGGCGUAAGGGCCCUUGCGUCCGGUGCGAGACCUAAAUGGUUUAUCAGCUCUGCUGCUCGUUCGCUGACGGCGUCUCGAUUAAUAUCAGUGCGGUUAAAUGCGGUCAACUCGUGGAUUGCGUACCAUGCAGCCGAGAAAUGAGGCUUCGUAGUGCGUUAGCGAUAUUCCAACUCCCAAGACAGCAAUGUAACAGAGGUUGAGGCAAAAAGACACUGAGUUUUGGUGGGACGUACUUUGUAUGGGGUGGGAUCAUUGCUGAACCGGAUAUCUCGAUAUAUACGGAAGACCUACAAAAUGACCACAACGGGUCUGAUUAGUCCCGUAAAGGCAGGUGAUGGCAACAUGUUGCGCAAAUACCAGAUCUUUGGCAGGCAAUUCUGGGAUUGUGCUAUCCUUCUCCAUGAUCUUUUCCGUGAGACUUUCGACGAACGUGUCCCAGUCACGUUGCGAGGUCCGAAAAUCCGCAUCAUGCACUACUCCGAGUGAGCAACGAGGCAAAAUAUAGCAAUACCACAUAAGUCUUCGCUUGUACUCACUCUUCAGCCACUCGCGCUGAUUAUUCGCCUUUAAAUCCUUGAGGAAUAAUAAUGUGUUUGGAUGAAUCGUAUUAUCCUCGUAGGGCGUAUCACCAGCAUCCCUAGGCUUGGGUAGCUUAAUGAAGACUUCCUUCCCAGGUCCUAGGCCAGUCUUCACACCCUCCCGCCAUAACUCCUUUCCUUUGCCCGCCGUCGAAGCAGAGGAGACUGCCUUUUCCCUCCUAGAACCCUGAGUGGCUUCCGUUGCUUUCUUCCGCCCGCUUGCCCAGCCCCGACUGCCGCGCUUUUUGGUAGGCUUAGAUUCUGAUUCGGACUCAUCCCUAACCGGCGGUAUAGAAAGUGAGUCCUCGUCGCCCUCUUCGCCCUCUUCGUAAGCCGCCGGUGUAUUAGAAGCUACCUCGGAGAGCUCUGUCGUCUCCGCAUCCACACUCGCCGCGUGCUGGUUCCUGAAGUAUUUGCUCUUUUUAUCUGUAGAUUUAACGGGCUUCGGCUCCCUUGCAGCGCUUUUACCCUUAGAGGGCUUUCGUCGUUUAGACUCUCUGGCUGCUUCUGAACUGGAAACCGAGCCGUUGGCAGAAGCUCGUUUCUUCUGCUGUUCGGUGGCUGAUGAUCGGAGGUUGAGGCGGGAGGAACGUCUGGGCAUUUUGGCUGAAGAUCUCGGGUUUCUGCGUGGGAGGUUUCUAUCCUGUAGCUAAUAGAGCAUACAAUAGCAAAUAAAAUCCGCAAUUUCGAUAGAGAAGUAUUAGUUCAAGAAAGAGGAAUUCAAUUUAUUUAGUAUGCGUUGAAACGAAACUCUUUGAGGGGGGGCCGAGAGGAAACAAAGCUUUAGCUAGCGCGGAACUAACUAAAUAGGAGCAUGAUAAGAGCUCUUGAGUCUUCGAGUCUAUCAGAAUGAAAAUGUUUUCUUCCAUUGUUUGUCUGGGUUGGGUUGAUAUUCUCUAAGGGAGAGAGUUUGUUGGCGGUGGGAAUUAUCCAAAGAGAAAUAUUUUUCGCGGUAGCGCAUCCGGAUAUUUGAUUGCAGACACAUUUCUUCUAUUUAUAUCAUCCUCCCCACUGAAUGAACAGCCAACGACACACGCGGUUACGGCUUCGAUCGAGAGAACAAAUGGAACCAGAGGAAUCGGGCUGCAUUUCAUUGUCUAUCGUCCAGCAUUAUUAAUGAAAACAAAUCCGGCUCGAAUGAAAAACACUCUUUGACUGUGCCCGGACCGGAUCCGUAUCAAGUUCUUGCUGUGAAGAAGACAAAUUGAACUCAGUUCGGAAGACAUGGCUUCCCCUCGACCCGGCUUUGAAGCUAAAAAGCAGAAGAUUUUACGCGAUCUAUCUGUCCCAGAUGAGGAAUAUACAGACCUCUCACCCAAAGGAUCUGUAGAUGCGGGCAUCCGCGACUUGAUUCACAAUAUAAAUCAGAUACCGGGCUUGGUUACGACUAGCAGCUGCGCGGGAAGAAUCAGCGUAUUUCUAGAAGGGGGAGGAAGUGGAAGAGAAAGGACAAGAGUAGAAGAUAAUAAAAAUGUUUCUUUCAGAGAAAGUGAUCAAAAGACCAUAGAAGCGGAGGCGGAGAUCGGAGAGAGCUCAGCACAAACCGCACCACAGUUUGCCCCAACUGGUGGGAAAGGAAGUGGAAAAUGGUUAUUUGAAUCUCAUGAACCAGUGCAGAUAGAUCAGAGCUGUGAAGGUAAUUAUCUCCAUGGGAUAUUUCAUCUGGUUCCGGGGGACGAGAAGAUUGGGAUAGCAAACCAUUCUGGUAGCUUGAGACUUGUCCGCUUUCAUUUUGAACCCAUGAUUCUACACAUUAUGGCAUCAUCUCUAAAGCAUGCCCAGCCAGUCCUCACAGCGGCCACAACAGCCGGCUUUCGAGAAAGUGGCAUACAAAGCCUACGGUGUCUAGAUGAUACGGAAGCAUACCCUAUUGUGGCAGUUCGUUCCUCCGGACUUGCCCUUGAGUCCAUAAUCGGCUUCCACCAGCAAUCCAUCGGAAAUGAACGCGAGGAAGACAUUGUCAGGAGCCUAGUAUCUGAAGACUAUCUUCGCAUGUUGCUUGCAGCUGCAAAUGAGAGGUUUCAGACGAACGCAGAGCGGCGAGAGAGAUUUUGGACGAAAUUGCAGGAGCUUUGCAAGGGGCAUCCUGGUAAUAUUUCUUCGAGAAGGCCUGAUUGGGAAGAUCCUGAAGCGCGGAGGCAAAGGAAGAGGGCGGAGGGCUUAAGGCGGAGUAAAGCCGCCAUGGAAGCAAAGGCUGCUCAGAGUGGGCUUGAUACGUAUGUUGAGAUAAUAGGCGAGGAGGGUGAACCAUCAUUUCUGUAUCCUUGAUUCGGGGUUAAAAUAAUUCAAGAGAAUCUUUGAUUUUUGUUGUUGGCUGCCAGCCGCUUACUGCCUUUCUCGUGGCAGUUGGCUAAUUGAUCUGAUUCGAGCUAUAUAUGAUACUCUAUGGCUGUGUAUAUAGUCAUCCAGCGGACUAAAAUUAUGAAGAUAUUGUGGAGCCAUGUUUCCUACAAUGUGUCGCCAUCUCUUCAAGUAACCCUACUGCGUACAUCUUUACUGAUCCCUUUGGAAGUAUGGUGGCUACCGCUCACGGACUUUAAAAUUUGCCGCUGGAAAGGCAAUGAAAUGCAAAUGGCA
This is a messenger RNA of Blastomyces gilchristii SLH14081, 4159 nucleotides long. Its product is annotated as DUF207 domain-containing protein. The record is from RefSeq and is a predicted model, not a curated record. The transcript is spliced from 3 exons. NCBI's taxonomy places the organism in Eukaryota, Fungi, Ascomycota, Eurotiomycetes, Onygenales, Ajellomycetaceae. Bases 2807 to 3850 code for a protein of 347 amino acids.